Messenger RNA from Fusarium tjaetaba, 1200 nucleotides. RefSeq lists its product as uncharacterized. The transcript is spliced from 3 exons. Bases 1 to 1200 code for a protein of 399 amino acids. NCBI's taxonomy places the organism in Eukaryota, Fungi, Ascomycota, Sordariomycetes, Hypocreales, Nectriaceae. The record is from RefSeq and is a predicted model, not a curated record.
AUGUCUUCUCCAUCUCAGCAGGACUCGCAGAAGCGAGACGAAUCUCAGGCUCCUCAGUCUCCUGGUCAGGGCCAGAACCAGCAGGAGCAGGGUAACGAUAGCAACCCUUUCAACCAAAACCAGAACGAGGGUCAGCAAGAGGAUCAGAAUCAGAACCAGGGCCUGGGACAAGAGGCUCAACAGCAACAGCAACAGCCAGGUCAAGAGUCUGAGUCCAAGCCUGACGAUGCUAAGGACGAGUCUAAGCCCGACACCGAGAACGCAAAGGCUGAGACACCCGGCGACAAGGAGGGCAAGCCUGAGCAACCUGGUCAGGACAAGCCCGAAGAGCCCAAGGCUGAAGAGUCAAAGCCUGAUGACUCCAAGCCAGAGGAAUCUAAGCCCGAGGACUCAAAGCCUGAAGAGGCCAAGGCAGACGACAAGAAGCCCGAGGAAGUAAAGAAAGAGGAGGACGAGGCCGACUCCGAGCCAGAGCAAGCAAAGGCUGAGGCCCAAAAGACCGCUCAAGAGGCCAAGCCCAAGCAGAAGCGCCAGCCCGUCAAGGAGGAGAGCGAGUCCGAGGACGACUCUGAAGACGACGACGACGAUGACUUUGACUCUGAAGAUGACUCCGAAGAAGACUCGGAGGAAGAUUCCGAAGACGACGAGUCAGAGUCCGAGUCCGAAGAGGAGAACGAGCCCGCCACACCUCCCCAGCAGGCUGAGCCAGGCCGCAAGGGCGGAAGACGCGGGAACGCAAAGGCCGCCGAUGUAAGACGUCGACGCCCCGCAUGGCUCGACGAAGAAUCUGACGAUGAGGGCCGCAAACAGUUUUCGAAGCAAGACCAGCAGUUGCAGCAGCAGCGCCAACAGCAGCAGAUGCAACAGCAACAGCAGCAACAACAGCAACAGCAACAGAUGCAACAGCAGCAGCAGCAGGGAGGCGGCGGUAAGAGUGACGCCCUCAGCUUGCAUCUCGAGCUUAACCUCGAGAUCGAAAUCGAGCUCAAGGCUAGAAUCCACGGUGAUCUCACACUGGCACUACUUGUCGUUGCAAGCGGGAGAUCUACCGCAAGCGAUGAUGGCGAUGAGGCUGAGGCUGGUGAUGAGGCUCGGGUGGCACACACGGGAACGGAAACGAACGGAUCCAAGCUUUUGGGUUUCGGGUUCGUGCUUCUGAAGCGAACCAACGGAAUGGAUCUCGUGAUGGGACGGGAGUGA